AGUGCCCGUUCAACUUGGGAAGUGAUAGGUGUGAGUAACUCGUCUGAGAGAUGGAUUCAGAGCAGAAUGGCGUUCGACAAAGAAAUACACAGGCGGAAGAUAAAUUGCAAAAGUUAAUUGACAGAUGUAAAAACGAAGAUGCUGAUGACGAGUCAGAAAAUGACUCGAAGAAAGCUCGUCUUCGGCGCACGAAUUCAGUGUGCGGCCCCGAAGUAAUCAGCGCCGAGGACUCCAAAAAGAGGAGAUACCAGCCUGAUAAGCCCAUCCACAAGCCGCGCGACUCGCUGCUGUCGUGGUCAUCAGGGUUCGACCGGUACGAAGGCAUCGUCAACUGGGGCUUCCUUAUCCUCGCCAUCGGCGGCUGCCGCCUCAUGCUAGAGAAUGUCCUCAAGUACGGUGUGCGAGUUAACCCUCUUGACUGGCUGCGGUGGGUGCAAGAGGAACAUCAACGAGAGAACUACUACAACACACCCCUCUGGCUGCUAGGCUCUAACCUACACUACCUGUACGCGUAUAAAGUGGAGAAGUUCCUCGCCAAGGACGUCUUGCCGAGCUGGUUAGGCUGGUACCUACACGCCUUCCAGCUGCUUGUCAUAGUCCUCACUCCUAUGGUUGUCUUCAACGCAUUCCCGAAUGCUUUCAGUCUACUUGGUCGAAUGGUGAUCUGCACGGUGCACACCAUCAUGCUGCUGAAGCUGUGGUCGUACGUGCAAGUCAACCACUGGUGCAGAGACGACAGGAACGACAAGCGUAAGAACCUGCGCGGCAGGAGCCAUUCCUUCAGGAACCUCGGCGCCGAGAAGGUUAUGGCUGACGCAGACGAGUACCUGACAAGCGGCGCGUCAUCAGAGCGGCUGGUGCGGUACCCCGACAACCUCACGCUGAGGGACCUCUACUACUUCUUGCUCGCGCCCACCCUCUGCUACGAGCUUAACUUCCCUCGCACCUCGCGCAUCAGGAAGUGGUUCCUGUUCCGGCGCGCCCUGGAGGUGCUGGUGCUGAGUAACCUGGUGAUGGCGCUCUUCCAGCAGUGGAUGAUCCCAAGCGUGAAGAACUCCUUCAAACCCUUCUCGGACAUGGACUUCAUUAGAACGUGGGAGAGGCUUUUGAAGUUGUCGAUCCCCAACCACUUGCUAUGGCUGACGUGCUUCUACAUCGUCUUCCACUCGUUCCUGAAUACGACGGGCGAAAUUUUGCGUUUCGCCGACCGCCACUUUUACGACGACUGGUGGAACGCUGAAGACGUCGGAACCUUCUGGCGGCUCUGGAAUCUACCCGUGCAUAAGUGGGCCGUCAGGCACCUGUUUGUGCCGGUGAUGAAGUACUCGCACAACAAGUUCUUCGCCUCGCUCUUAGUGUUCCUGUUCUCUGCGCUGCUGCAUGAAUACCUCGUGUCUGUACCCCUGCAAAUGUACAAGAUUCAUGUCUUCAUCGGUAUGGUCUUGCAGGUGCCGCUGAUCACCGUAUCUCAAACGGUGGCCCGCACGCUAGGUUGCCGCUGGGGCAACAUCAUCGUCUGGUCCUCUCUUAUCCUGGGACAGCCUCUCGGUAUCCUUGUUUACUUCCACGACUACGCAGUUAAAAACUUCGACAUCGCCUCCCUCAACUCCUAGGAUGACGGAUAUUAUUGAACUGUUUGCUGCCAUCGACAAUUGUCUCCCUAAAUUAUAUUUAAAUACUUUGUCAACGACUCUCGCAGCACCUAGGGGUAAAAGAACCUAUAAAGGUGGGCUGCUUCGCUUGACGACUGCCCUCCUAAAUUCUAAUGAAGCCUUCUAUCUAGAAAGUUUUCUCUAUCGUAUUUAAUGGAAUUGUUCCUUUUUUCCCCUUGACUAAAAAUCUUAAAUUAAAAUCUAAUUGACGAGCUUCCGCCUUCAGAACGAGUUUCACAUCGACUUCAAAUCGUCUGUGACGGUAUGAAUGAUGCACUCUUUACUUACUAUUGCCGUAUUUACUGUAUCUUUCUAAAUUUCUCUAGCUGAAGUUCGCAUCGUGGUCUUGGCUCAUUGUCUUCUACCUGUUGAGCUGAGAGCACCUCUGCUCUGUUUCUUAUUAGUCUUGAUGGCAAAACUGAACCUCGUCGUUGUCGCUUUGUUUGGCAAUACUAGCCUGAAAUUAUAUUUGUUUACAAAUAUUAUUUUCAUUGAUUCAAGGGUCAUAUUUUAAGAUCAACUGUGAUUGUAAAGUGCCUUGUAUUAGUCCUUAUUUGCCUCUUCUAAUUCUCAGAUCAAAUUACAUUACAUCAUAAUUUCUGUGAUUAAUCAUUUUGCUACACCUUUAACUGAAAUAACCUAUUGCCAAUCACACCACAGUUAAAUUUACAUGUAGGAAUAUUUAGAGAAUUUUGUAUAAUUAUCUAUGUAGAGUUAGUUAGAAACGUCCAAUGCAAACAUCGCUGUAGCUUCUGAUUGAUUGUCAUCGCAUUCUAGUCCUAAGUUCAGUUCUCCAUCUUAAAAGCUGUGAGAGGAGUGCCGUAAUUUUUGUUAUGUGUUGGCUGAACGAGGCGUCAAUAUAGGUACUAAUGAAAAUGAUAUUUUACUGGGAAUUCUUGAGACGGAUGUAUCAUUUUGUACAUGUAUAGUUGUUGUUAUCUAUGAUAUUCUAUGUUAAUAGGUAGUUAGUUAUGCGUUGUGCGUGUU
This is a messenger RNA of Hyalella azteca, 2639 nucleotides long. It is a transcript of the gene mdy, whose product is annotated as diacylglycerol O-acyltransferase 1. Gene Ontology annotation, molecular function: diacylglycerol O-acyltransferase activity. Gene Ontology annotation, cellular component: endoplasmic reticulum membrane. The transcript has 13 exons. Lineage: Eukaryota; Metazoa; Arthropoda; Malacostraca; Amphipoda; Hyalellidae. The record is from RefSeq and is a predicted model, not a curated record. Gene Ontology annotation, biological process: triglyceride biosynthetic process. The coding region runs from base 51 to 1613 and encodes 520 amino acids.